Molecule: messenger RNA, 2270 nt
Organism: Caenorhabditis sp. 36 PRJEB53466
Lineage: Eukaryota; Metazoa; Nematoda; Chromadorea; Rhabditida; Rhabditidae
Source: the annotation of a GenBank genome assembly
AUGUGGCUUCUCCUGCUACUUCCGUCCCUGGCGCUCGCCCAGAACACCUUCCAGAACACGAUAUUCGACCUGCCGGCUCAGUUGGGCGGAGAGCCCGUCGGCGUGGCCGCUCAGGCGCAAGGAGCUCCGCUUUUCGUGCAGACCGCCGCCGACCAAAAGGCGCCGGUCGCUCAGGGUCCGGCGCUCCCGCAAGCGCAGGCAGUCACCGCCGCCCCCUUCACGUUCCCGACGCUUCCGACCGUCGCGCCGUUCACACUUCCGAGCCAUCCGACUCUGGCUCCGUUUACACUUCCGACGCACGCGCCGUUCACGUUCCCCACCCAUCCGCCUCUCGUUUUCGCAGCGCCCAGCACCGCCGCUCCGUUUGUGCCGCCGAGGUGAGUGGAGUGGCAGCCCUCUAGGGUACCGUAACCCAGUCAUUUCGUUCCAGUCCGUACGCAUUUGUGCCGCAAGGACAACAACAGUAUCAGCAGUAUAAUGGAUAUCCGCAACAGCAAGGAAACCAACAAUAUUACAACUACAACAACGGAUACUACAACAACAACAAUAAUAAUAAUCAGGUCGGAUCCUAGAGGCCAGAUCUGGCUUAUCCAGUCCAAUUAUCCUGUCUUUUUCGUGCUAAAAGACGUGUUUCGGUGUGAUGCAUUGGCAGCAUCAUCUUUUUGGAUACACACACACCUAAUCGGAUGACCAAAUGGAUGAAUAAGCGGGAGGAGAAAAAGAUCAGAUUAUUGGGAAAGUGCGAACAUUCCAUUGCAUGUCCCAAUGCCGUUUAUUCAAGACGCUAUAUCUCGGGUGCCGGUAGAGAUAUCAAAAAGUUGUCAACUGACAAAAUGUACAUAAUAUCUAGAUGAACACUUUGUUAGUUGACAACUUUUUCAUAGCUCCACUAGCGGCCGAGAUAUAUUGAUUUUUUCCUAAUUGUGCUUAGAAACUAGACAAUACCUCGCGAAUGACGGGUUUUGGGAUAAAAUGUUCAACUACAAAGUUGUUGGGCACAAAAAUUGCUACAACUUCUCUGUUGACCAGUUUUCGAAAUAAUCAUCAGAUGUUGAGAUAUACAGCAAAUCACAAGUGAACCAAGUUUCUCAACGUUUCUCUUUCAGCCACCUCAACCACAGCAGUUCGCCAACAACUACAACUACAAUCAACAGUACUACAAUCAGCAAGCACAAGUGCCACAAGCGGUCCAACAGGUCCAACCACCUCCGGUCGCUCAACAACAAUUGCCGCAAGUGCAAACUCCCCGAACGGUCUCUCCUGGCGCCGCCCAAUCUUUCGAGACCAACUCUCAGAUUGUGCAGCCGGUGAAGGCGGUUCAGGCGAAUGCGCAAGUGGUCCAGCCGGUCAUCCGUCCUGCCGUCGUGAGUCUUUUUGAACGCCCCCGAAAAACUGAUGGGAUUACUGUACUUUGCAGGCAAACGCAGUGGCCACCGCCACCGUCGUCGACACUGAUUCUUCCGCGAAAAAGGCCGUGGAGUUCAACAAGGCCGCCGAGCCGCCAAAGACCGCCCACGUGGAAAAGGCCACUCUCGAUGCUGAGGUACUGUAUAACAAGGUUACGGGGUACUGUUGCUCGCGGAAGUUGCAAGAGCUACAGUUCACAAAAAAGAGGCCGCAGAAGUCUACAAUAUCCAUUUAAAAGCUCGCUUCCAGGUCGACGCGAACAUCGACCGUCAUUUGUGGUUCUCCGCCGAUUACGACGUCAAGCGUAAGCGUUCCUUUUCUUCACGGCCCACAAUAUUGUCUUCUUCUCGUUCCAGAAUGUCGUCAGAAUCUGAACGGAAUCGGAGUCCGUUUCCAGAAAAAGUUCCCCUCGUACUUGCAAAAGGGCGGAAAGGACCGUGAGUUGGCGGAGCUCGUCGAGCAGAGACUUUUGGAAUGUGAUCGCAAGUCGACGGCUUCUCAUUGGGACAAGGUCGACACUCUUCUGCAGAAGAUCAGUCUCACCAAGAGGUACGCGAAUACCGUCCGGAAUCUAGUGUCCCCCGACACCGCGACAACACACUUCCGAAGCUACCAUAAAAUCGCAUUUUUUUUUUUGCAGCGAGGAAGGAGAAUGCCGUGCGGGACUCAUCCAGGAGCGUAUCUCGUGCGUUAACCUGCUCAAGUACGCGUGCCAAUUCGUCGACUCCUCCUAUCACUUCAAAUUGGUGCCCGCGCGGAUCACGAUCCAAGAGGCCCGUCAGGCCGAGUCUGGCGCCGAGAAGUGCCGGCAGGUCAUCCGAAUUGUCAAGCAACGAUUGGAAUCCGGAGCCGUCACCUUGUAA